GCUGUAUAUGCCGAGCUCCCAAUGGUUAGCGAGGGAGUGAGUGGUCUUGGCGGGUCCCUCGGCGUACCUUCCAUUAGCGAGCGUUUCCUCCCACUUGACUUGAGCUGCACAUUCGCAACUCGAGCCUUUCGCCAAACAUACACUCGAAUCGCACCCUGCUACAUAUCCUCCUGUCGGCUUCGAGAACCCUGGACGACUCACUCAGAAUAAUACGCAAUUACACUACGACACUGACUGCCGAUGCAUGGGCACUCCACCAGCUGCACGUUCAUAGGACAAGAUUGACCCUCGCCAGACGGUAACUGUGGUAGCUUCACUUGCACCCUGCAGCC
Molecule: messenger RNA, 332 nt
Organism: Baudoinia panamericana UAMH 10762
Lineage: Eukaryota; Fungi; Ascomycota; Dothideomycetes; Mycosphaerellales; Teratosphaeriaceae
Exons: 1
Coding region: 22-210 (62 amino acids)
Source: RefSeq, a predicted model, not a curated record